Molecule: messenger RNA, 1167 nt
Organism: Hypoxylon fragiforme
Lineage: Eukaryota; Fungi; Ascomycota; Sordariomycetes; Xylariales; Hypoxylaceae
Exons: 3
Coding region: 179-964 (261 amino acids)
Source: RefSeq, a predicted model, not a curated record
CCAACUUUUAGGGAGACAAAGAAAAAUCCCCCACAAAACAGCGCAUUUAGCCGACCCGCGUGAAGCAGCCGACUUUCGACGGAUUGUAGGACAAGUGAGGCAAGGAGCCUUCUCCAAAAAAAAAAAAUAGUCAAGGGAGAUUAUUUUCGUAGCGCGAAGCGGUUUGAGCGAUUUCACCAUGGCGUAUAUACUGCUGCGACGAAAAUGGAGGUCGACGAGGGCAAUGUAUAUCGUGAUGAUAGCGGAGCUGUUGGGAACUGUAGCGGUUUUGGUCAUGUUCGGCGUUGCGCAGCCCGACCUGUACCGGACCAAGUUAUGGCGCGCCGGCCACGAACUCGGCUUCAAUUCCAGCCCCAAUGUGAUUCUGUGGGCGUACGCCAACUACGAGCCACUGCCCAAAUUGCCAUUUGUCUGGUCGCAAACUAUAACCGACUUCAACGUCGCCAUCUCCGUCCUCAGUCUGUUCCUCCUGCUGUCAAAGCUUAUCGCCUUCAUCAUGCACGUCUGGUUUCCGAUCGUGGCCCUAUUCAUCAACCUCGCACUAGCUGCUCUGUACUCGGCAAGUCUGGGUGGUCAAGCCGGCCCCGAUUAUCUCGACCCAGACCAUCCAAGCCGCGUUGCUUGGUACAUCGCUAAGCCAUGCACCGUCGCCGCAAACCAGGACAUCCAGAGCUCCUGCCGCGAGGCCAAAGGCGCUUUUGCCGCCGCGUGUUUCAUGCUCUCUAUCUACGUCAUCAACCUCGGCCUAAACAUCUGGGCCCUGCUACCAAACGAGGCCGACAAGCAGAACUUCAAGGACGACGACGACGAGUCUGGUUCGCCCGCCGCCCUGAAGAAGGGAGACGGGUGGGAGAUGCAAGGGGUCCCGCCGACGCCGAGGACCGGGGCCAUGCCGUACACGCCGCGGACGAUGGCCUUUAAUACGCUCGAUAGAAAUCUUCCGCUGCGGAAUCAGUACGCAUGAAAUGCCUAGGUACCUACUGGGGUCGUUGGGUUUGAAAAAAAGGAAAAACAGAAGAAAAAGAAAGAAGAAGAAAAGGGAUACAGUAUCUCCUCGAGGGCUAUUAUAACGGUUGUUCAUCUCGCUCCGGAAGCGAAUUGGUAGCGGGGCACGGCAUUAUAUUCCCAGCCCCUACAGGAUGAAGCUUACAACGGGAAAGGGAAAGG